Messenger RNA from Exophiala mesophila, 1207 nucleotides. RefSeq lists its product as uncharacterized. Bases 1 to 1206 code for a protein of 401 amino acids. Lineage: Eukaryota; Fungi; Ascomycota; Eurotiomycetes; Chaetothyriales; Herpotrichiellaceae. The record is from RefSeq and is a predicted model, not a curated record. The transcript has a single exon.
AUGGCCCCCUCACCUCCGGCCGCCACAGAUGGCUCCAAGACGUGGACACCCUCGUAUCUCUUUCCAGAGAUUGAGGACGAUCAGAAUCCUUGGAACAGGAUCCACGCCCAUCUCGAAGCAAAUGAGGUCAAAGCUGCCGUGUGUGCAGCGUUUGACCUGCCCGUGGGCGACAGUUUCACAUAUCAUGCUUCCGCAAGUGUCAAUCUGAGUCAGGUGCAAGCUGCGAUUCAUGCCGGGAGAGCUAAUGGUCUGCAUGCGUGGUAUCUCGAACGGCACCCCAUCCUCUUAGAGUCUGCAGAGUCACCAGUCAAUCAUGAGGGUGAUAUCGAUCAUAGCGUUCUCGGCCAGUCUACUUCACAGACUAGCGGAUACCCACCCCCUGCUGACGUGUAUGCUUAUAUAUCUUUAUUCGACCCUUCCAAGGUAGCCGCCAACAGCUUGAGGUCGUUUGGAGCGAAUGCGAAGAAGGGUUCUAUCCGUGCUACCGUCGCCGACUACUUGUCGUCAAAGAGACACCUCGACUCUUCAAUCUCAGUAUCCAAGCUCAAGGUCAUCCCAGCCAAGGAUGGAAGGACUACUGUUGGGCACCAGAACCCAGCCCUAGACUUUUGGGCCUAUUCAGUGUCUGCCCUUGAGUAUGCGGGUCCCAAUCGAAACACAUCUUUCGUACGGUCUUCACACCAUCUGCUCCCAGUCUUUAUGCAUCAUUUUGGCUGCGUAGCUCCUUCCUAUGAAGCACUGCAAGUCAUCAAGAAGCUUGCAGGCGGAAAAUCCGUGAUUGAUAUGGGCAGUGGCAACGGGUACUGGACGUUGAUGCUACGGCGGUUGGGCCAGAACGUGGUGGCCAUUGACAGUGGGCAAAGCAAAUGGCGCACAGUCUGGAUACCCGAUACUGUGGUCACAGAUGGGAUACAGUACCUGCGUCGACGAUCUGGCUGUCCUGAUAGCCUCAUGCUUCUCGUCUAUCCUGUGGUUGGAUGGGACUUUACGCGCAAGGUCAUCGAGAGUUACACCGGCGAUGUGAUCUGUUUUGCCGGGACGCAGAAUGGAAAUGGUUACACAGGCUUCAAGGACCAGAUGAUAGACGAAUACAUGACGAUAGAACGCCCCGGAUGGACCAAGGUAGCUCAGAUUCCCCUACCAAGCUUUGCUGGUAAAGACGAUGCGUUGUUUGCCUUUAGAAGGACUUCACCAGCAUCACAGUAGC